GCUCCCGCCCUGGGGUCCCUCCUUUGGGUCCCUCCCUUGCUGGCGGGACCACACGGGGUGCAGGACCCAACGCCAUACGUCUGGCUGCUGCAGUAAGACUGUCUCUGUGCUUCGGUCCCAGCCAGGCAACCGCUGAGUUCUCGGCUAGUUUAGACCCCGGACCAGGCGAGUUCCCAGGACACUGCACCCGGGCUGAGUCUCCAGUAGCUUCUAGGGCGAGGGCUCUGUACUCAGCCCUGCCUGUGUGCUUUUGGAGUGGGAACAUGGUGCAGAAAUACCAGUCUCCUGUCCGUGUCUACAAGUACCCAUUUGAACUGGUCAUGGCGGCCUAUGAGAAGCGCUUCCCCACUUGCCCACAGAUCCCCGUGUUCCUGGGCAGUGAGGUCUUGCACGAGUCCCGCAGCGCGGAUGGGGCGGUGCACGUGGUUGAGCGGAGCUGCAGACUUCGUGUGGACGCCCCGCGGCUGCUGCGGAAGGUUGCGGGCGUGGACCACGUGGUCUUCCUGCAGAAAAACGUUCUAAACUGGAGAGAGAGGACAUUGCACAUCGAGGCCCACAACGAGACUUUUGCCAGCCGCGUGGUGGUCAAUGAGAACUGCAGUUACACGGUCCACCCUGAGAAUGAAGACUGGACUUGCUUCGAGCAGUCUGCCUCACUGGACAUCCGAUCCUUCUUUGGCUUUGAAAAUGCCCUGGAGAAGAUAGCCAUGAAGCAGUACACAGCCAAUGUCAAGAGGGGCAAAGAGGUGAUUGAGCAUUACCUGCACGAGCUCAUCUCCCAGGGCACCUCUUACCUUCCCCGCUGGACACCGACACCGGUGCAAGAGGAGGAGGACACUCACAGACAGCCUGGGCCACAAGACCCCAGCCCCCCGGAGGGUGAAGCGAUCAGCAGCACCCCAGGCCCUGCUCUGGAAGAUGUCAGUUCCGACGGGGACAAGCUGGAUGCAGACUAUAUCGAGAGGUGUCUGGGCCAUCUCACCCCCAUGCAGGAGAGCUGCCUGAUCCAGCUUCGCCACUGGUUGCAGGAGACCCACAGAGGCAAGAUUCCCAAAGACCAGCACAUCCUCCGGUUCCUGCGGGCACGGGACUUUCACCUGGACAAGGCCCGGGAGAUGCUAUGCCAGUCUUUGAGCUGGCGAAAGCAGCACCAAGUAGACCUCCUCCUUCAGACAUGGCGGCCCCCAGCGCUCCUAGAGGAGUUCUAUGCAGGGGGCUGGCAUUACCAGGACAUAGAUGGCCGCCCACUCUAUAUCCUGCGCCUGGGCCAGAUGGACACUAAGGGCCUGAUGAAAGCCGUGGGGGAGGAGGCACUGCUGCAGCACGUUCUUUCUGUCAACGAGGAAGGUCAGAAGAGAUGCGAAGGGAACACAAGACAGUUUGGCCGUCCCAUCAGCUCCUGGACCUGCCUGUUGGACCUGGAGGGCCUCAGCAUGCGGCACCUAUGGCGACCAGGUGUGAAGGCCCUACUGCGCAUGAUUGAGGUGGUGGAGGACAACUACCCAGAGACCCUGGGCCGGCUGCUCAUUGUGCGAGCCCCCCGAGUCUUCCCCGUGCUCUGGACGCUGAUCAGCCCCUUCAUCAGUGAGAACACCAGGAGGAAGUUCCUCAUCUACAGUGGCAGUGAUUACCAGGGCCCUGGGGGCCUGGUAGACUACCUGGACCGAGACGUGAUCCCUGACUUCCUAGGGGGGGACAGCGUGUGUAAUGUCCCUGAAGGAGGGCUGGUCCCCAAGUCCCUUUACCUGACGGAGGAGGAGCAGGAUCAAGCAGACCAACUGCGGCAGUGGAGUGAGACCUACCACUCGGCCAGCGUGUUCCGAGGGGCUCCUCAUGAGGUUGCCGUGGAGAUUCUGGAGGGGGAGUCAGUUAUCACCUGGGACUUCGACAUCCUUCGAGGGGACAUGGUAUUCAGCCUGUACCAUACCAAGCAGAUGCCCAAGACGGGCUCCCGGGAGCCUGGGCCCAGGACCAGUGGGCAGCUGAUUGACAAAGGCUGGGUCUUGGGCACUGAUUACAGCCGCGUGGAGGCACCUCUAGUUUGCCGGGAGGGAGAGAGCAUCCAGGGAUCCCAUGUGACGCGGUGGCCUGGAGUCUACUUGCUGCAGUGGCAGGUGCAUAGCCCCCUGGGCAGUGUGGCUUGCAGCCUCCUGGGUGUGGAUGACGUCCUAACAGCCCUGCACAGCCCCGGGCCUAAGUGCAAACUCCUCUACUACUGUGAGGUGCUGGCCUCAGAAGACUUCAGGGGCUCCAUGUCCAGCCUGGAAUCCUGCACCAGCGGCUUCUCCCAGCUCAGUGCCGCUACCUCAUCCUCCUCCAGCCAGUCUCACCGCAGCUCGCUGGUUUCCAGAUAGCUGAUUCAGAGCCCUGCAGAGCCACAUCUAGAACGGUCCAGCGCAGGAGGCCAGCUGGCCUAGAGGCCAAGGAGAAUGUGCGUGCUGGAGCAUCCAGUCUAGCUGCUGCCAAAGCUCGGGUGUCUGGACCAGAUGACAAGGAUGUUGCUCUCGGCCUGUGUGAGGCACGACUCCCAAAUCAGGGCGCUGGAUGCUGCUAGGCCAGAGCCAUCUCUUUUGGAUGUGGUGUUAAGGAAAGGCCCAGACAUGUGAAUCCUGCAACCUUUAGCUCUCCCUGGACGGGGAAACAGCCCUUUUCACCACUUGCUGUUUUCUCUGGGCUGGAUUCCUUCUCCUGUGGCCUUUCCUCAUGUAGGGUACUUAUCACCGGUGGACGCCCUCCCCUCUUCCCAGGUUCAGUGUGCAAGGGAACACUUGUCUCCAAAGUUCUGGUCUAGCUCUAAGAAUUGCCUCUUAUCACUCUGCUGGGGCUACAGACGUUCCUGAACCAAUCACGGUUGCCAGGAAAUGGAGAAUGAUGAUUGGUCAGCAGAUUUAUGUGUCCAAUCGGGAGGAAUCACUGUGACACUCAGGGGUGGGCCGCAGUGUGUUGAUUGGUCAUCAUGGAUCACGUGCACUUGCCUGGAGCCAAUCACAUGACCUGAACAGUGUAAGGCAGUCCCUCAAAGAGUACUAGUCUCCCCAUUACAGGAGGCCAGGCAUGGUGCUGCAGGCCUGUAACCCAAGCUUUGCAGAGGCUGAGGCAGGAGAAAC
Messenger RNA from Octodon degus (degu), 3107 nucleotides. RefSeq names its product SEC14 like lipid binding 5 (gene Sec14l5). The transcript has 16 exons. The coding region runs from base 264 to 2354 and encodes 696 amino acids. Gene Ontology annotation, cellular component: cytoplasm. Lineage: Eukaryota; Metazoa; Chordata; Mammalia; Rodentia; Octodontidae. The record is from RefSeq and is a predicted model, not a curated record.